GACAGAUUUUCCCAGCAGCCACUAAGCAUGGCCCUUUGGUAAUAGAAUAGCCAAUGUAAUUUGACACUUCAACUUGCUCUGCUCUCUGCUAGUUGAUUCAGUUACAUACUCACCCACAAACGUUUAGGUCCCUUUCUCUCUGUGAGGAAAAAAGAAGAUAUUUUAAAAGAUCGGAAAAUUAUUAGGAAUUUCUGUACCUUUGCCUGUCUCGGAUCCGUAAUAUAUAUUGCUUGGAAAAGGUUAACAAGUGGGGCGUCUUCAACGGAACAUGUGAAGGGAGGGGGGGGGGGGACGGCGCAGAAGAAUCCAAUCUUCUAAGGCAGGCGGAGUGGAGAACUUUAAUGGCUUUCAGGUAGAAUCCAAGGAGAGACAAUAAAAAUGAACACUAUACCGUCUAUGGAUAGGCACAUACAGCAGACCAACGACCGGCUGCUGUGUAUAAAACAGCACUUACAAAAUCCAGCAAAUUUCCAGACGGCGGCCACGGAGCUCCUGGACUGGUGUGGUGAUCCACGGGCAUUCCAGCGACCUUUCGAGCAGAGUCUGAUGGGCUGUUUGACGGUUGUCAGCAGAGUAGCUGCACAGCAAGGGUAUGACUUGGAUCUUGGAUACAGACUUCUUGCUGUAUGUGCAGCAAACAGGGACAAAUUUACUCCAAAGUCAGCAGAGACCAACACCUGCAGGAGAUGUCAGAAUGAUACAGCCCUCCUGUCAUCGUGGUGUGAAGAAUUGGGGCGACUAUUGCUUCUCCGUCACCAGAAGAACCGUCAGAGCGAACCUCCAGGGAAAAUACCCAUGCAGCCGCCCAUGAACUCUAUGAACUCCAUGGGCUCCAUGAAGCCCACACUCUCGCACGGUGAUGGGUCCUUUCCCUAUGACUCAGUUCCCUGGCAACAAAAUACUAAUCAGCCCCCAGGUUCAUUGUCUGUGGUUACAACGGUUUGGGGUGUAACCAACACUUCUCAAAGCCAGGUGCUGGGAAAUCCAAUGGCAAAUGCUAACAACCCCAUGAACCCUGGUGGUAAUCCCAUGGCGUCUGGGAUGUCCACCAACAAUCCUGGCAUGAACUCACCUCAGUUCCCUGGUCAGCAGCAACAGUUCUCAGCCAAGACUGGCUCAAAUCAACAAUACAUGCAGCAGGGCAUGUAUGGACGGCCUAGUUACCCAGGAGGGGGAGGCUUUGGAGGGAGUUAUCCAGGUGGUCCAAAUACUCCAGGCGGUAUGGGUAUUCCCCAGCACACACGGCCUUCAAAUGAUUUCACCCAGCCUGCCGCUGCUGCUGCCGCUGCAGCAGUUGCUGCUGCUGCUGCCACGGCAACCGCCACCGCCACCGCCACUGUGGCAGCACUCCAGGAAACCCAGAACAAGGACAUGAACCAGUAUGGAUCGGUGUGUUCUUCUUUCCAGAUGGGGCCAACCCAGACCUAUAACAACCAGUAUAUGAACCAGCCUGGUCCUCGUGGGCCCCCUUCCAUGCCAGGCCAAAUGAACCCUGCUAGUAUGGGGGCGGGCAUGACGGCUUCCAACAUGAGCGGCCCACCCAUGGGCAUGAACCAGCCAAGGCCUCCAGGAAUGAACCCCUUUGGAAACCACAGCCAGAGAAUGCCUCAGCAGGGCUAUCCAGGUCCAAGGCCCCAGUCAAUGCCUAUGCCAGGGAUGAAGAGGCCUUACCCAGGAGAGCCAAACUAUGGAAGCCAGCAGUAUGGACCAAACAGCCAGUUUCAAAACCAGCCUGGCCAAUAUCCAACUCCCAACCCUCCAAGACCCUUGCCGUCCCCCAACUACCCCGGCCAGAGGAUGCCAGGCCAACAGAGUACAGGCCAGUACCCUCCAGCCAGUGUCAGCAUGGGCCAGUAUUACAAGCAAGAGCCAUUUAACGGUCAGAGCAACAAUUUUUCUGGGAGUGGCUACACAUACAGUCAAGGAAGUCUAAAUGGGCCUCCAAGGCCUUCAGCAAACUACCCACACUCUCCUGUUCCCGGAAACCCCACACCACCUAUGACACCGGGAAGCAAUAUUCCACCGUAUCUGUCACCUAAUCAGGAUGUCAAACCACCAUUCCCACCAGACAUCAAACCAAAUAUCAAUGCCCUCCCCCCACCUCUGAAUACAAAAGGGAAAGUUCACGCUUUCUCUCCCUCUUCGAUCCCAGCCAACCCCAACGAUGAGCUGCGGCUGACAUUCCCUGUGAGGGAUGGUGUUGUAUUGGAGCCCUUCCGAUUGGAACACAACCUGGCAGUCAGCAACCACGUCUUCCACCUGCGGCCAUCUGUCCACCAGACACUCAUGUGGAGGUCUGACUUGGAGCUCCAGUUCAAGUGUUACCACCAUGAAGACAGGCAGAUGAACACAAACUGGCCAGCAUCGGUGCAGGUCAGCGUCAACGCUACGCCACUCACAAUCGAGCGGGGUGACAACAAGACUUCCCACAAGCCUCUGCACCUAAAACAUGUCUGUCAGCCAGGAAGAAACACAAUUCAGAUCACAGUCACAGCCUGCUGUUGUUCGCACUUGUUCGUACUGCAGCUGGUACACAGGCCCUCUGUCCGAUCGGUUCUUCAAGGCUUGCUGAAGAAGCGUCUUCUCCCGGCUGAGCACUGCAUCACGAAAAUUAAGAGGAACUUCAGCAGUGUAGCAGCUUCCUCGGGCAAUGCCACAUUAAACGGUGAGGACGGAGUGGAACAGACGGCUAUCAAAGUAUCCCUAAAAUGUCCAAUUACUUUCCGGCGGAUUCAGCUUCCAGCAAGAGGCCAUGACUGUAAACACGUACAGUGUUUUGAUCUGGAAUCAUAUUUGCAAUUGAACUGUGAACGAGGAACGUGGCGGUGUCCUGUAUGCAAUAAAACGGCACUACUUGAGGGCCUGGAGGUUGACCAAUACAUGUGGGGAAUCCUAAAUGCAAUUCAGAAUUCGGAAUUUGAAGAGGUCACCAUUGAUCCUACUUGUAGUUGGAGGCCAGUACCAAUUAAGUCAGACAUCCACAUCAAGGAGGACCCAGAUGGACCAUUAUCAAAGCGGUUUAAAACUAUGAGUCCCAGCCAGAUGAUCAUGCCCAAUGUGAUGGAAAUGAUUGCAGCCCUGGGUCCAGGUCCCUCGCACUAUCCAUCACUACCGCCUCCACCAGGAGGAAAUGGUGAAUAUGGUAGCCAAGGCAUCAGUUAUCAAGGACACCACAGCUUUGACUUUCCCCAUGGUAACCCCGGUGGUACGUCUAUGAAUGACUUCAUGCACGGACCACAGCUGUCUCACCCACCUGACAUGCCCAACAACCUCAUGACUUCUGACAAGCCACUCAGCCACUCUAUGCCUGAAACAAUCCCUCAUCCUGGCAGCACUGAUCAGUCCCAUAGUUCCAUGCAGCAAAGUUUGCAUGCACCUCCUCACCCCAGCAGCCAGUCAGGGCAGCCAUUACAUCACAGUGGUCCUCCCCAGCAGUUACGGCAGCCGCUUCCACAGCCCGGUUCUAACAACCAUCCACACAGCGACCUGACCUUUAACCCCUCAGCCUUAGAAGGUCAGGCUGGUGGGCAGGGACCGCCUGACAUGCCGGAACCCUCACUGGAUCUUCUCCCAGAGCUUGCGAACCCUGACGAGCUGCUAUCAUAUCUGGACCCUCCUGACUUGCCAAGCAAUAGUAACGAAGAUCUUCUUUCUCUCUUUGAAAACAAUUAAAGCUCUGCCCCCUCCUCCAAAAAACUAAACAAAAACAUGAAUCUUCUGGUUGUAGCCAUACAACAAGUCAACCACAAAUUUUUCACAGGAGCUAAUUACUAAAAUAAACAAACACAGAUGCACUCCCCUGCUCUUCUUCCUCUCAGAACUGUCUUCUUAGCCAGAUAAACUGACUGAAAGUAGCCGGAGACGCAAACAAUACAUCAGUCUGAUUGGCUGCAUUGUGUGUACUUCUUGAACAUUUGAAACUGUGCAGCUAUAUUCAAUCCUUUGUAAAUCACAUAGAAAGAGUGCUAUAAGAAUCAUAGACAGAUGUGUCGUAGCAUUUUAUUUUAGAGAAGAUAAUGGCAUGGACUGCCCAUUCUGGCCAGUGUCUGAAAGCCUGUCGACCAAUGUUCUUCCAGUCCUAGAACCUGUGACUUCUCUAGUCAACUGCACCUUUGCCAACUGACAUCCCAACGAAUAACAGUGUACCACUGGCCCCAAGAGCAACAUUCAAAGCACAAGAGGUUAUGUGAAACUCCAAAAGACAGCAAAACCUUAAAGGGAAGUGCUCAUGCAACGCAAUCAACUUUGGAGGAGUCACCUAUGGAUGAACAUAUAGGCAAUCCCAGAACAUUUGUGGGGAUUUGACAUUACAAAGCAAAAGGCGCAGAAAAAAGAGAAUUUUGCCAGCACAAACGCAAAUGCAGCCAUUAUGGUUGAAAACUCAUUGUGGUGUGUAUAAGGCAAAAGUGAGACUAUGGUCGACGACAGUGAGUGUUUAUUCUGUCUUUUUUGUUUAUUUGUUUGUUUGUUUUUGUUUUUCUGAACAUGAAAACUCCUCUUCACUGCACAAUAAACAGAUCAGUACUGGUGAGCCACUAAUCCCUCCUAGGAGGCAGCAAAUUAACUUUCCCUCCCCCACUGUCUUCUGUAAUUCACUGGACUGGGCAUUCAGCAGAUCCCAAUGUUUUUUUUUUUUUGUUUGUUUUUUUUAAGCAAGACUGUUACAUAUUGGCCUAGUUCCUAAGUUUCCUACCAGGAGUUUUAUAUAAACAAAAAUAAUCCACUUAUUAGAUUAUUAUUACUAUUACUGCCCUGAAUAGACCUCAGUGCCAGAGUCACUGUAUUGCACCCUUGCCUUGUGCUUCUCUUAUGUGGUUGCUUAUCCUGCAUGAGCCUUGUGUCGCUCUUGUACCCAUUUUGUGGCAUUUGUCUCUCUUCUUGAUGAAUUAUGUACAGUAAGUUGUCUAAAAAAGUGCAUGUGUGCCAAUUUUGCCCUUGUUCGGUGAUAUUCCCAGCUAAAACAUUCAUUCUUUCUUCAACACUAAUUUUGCUUGGAAUCUUGAAGUGCCAGAGAGAUCGUUUUCUGUUUUUUUUUUCUUUGUUUUUUUUUGUCCAUUUUUUAAUGAAUAUAUAAUUUUUUUUAUUAUUAUUUUUUUUUUUUUUGCAGUGAUGCAAAUGGUAUACAAUGAAUUUACCAUUGGGGGGAUUGCUUUAUAUCACCAAAGUUAUCUUUGUAAAAAAAAAAGUUAUUUUAUUCAAAAAAAAAAAGUUAUAUCUAUUUCACCACUGCUGUAGAUGCAUCAUAAAUGUAUGGUAGCCCCCAGUACUUUGCUGUAGAUAUUAAAACAAAUGGCUAACUGCCUUUUUAUUUCUGGAACUGUAAAGGUCAUCUAGAGAAGUUCCCAUCUUUUUUUUUUCUAUUUCGAGUUUUAAAAGAAAACCGCUGUUCAGUAUGCAAAAUGAUUAUUUUAAAAAUGCUAUUGUAAAUAUCUUUGUGAAUAUUUUAGUAUCGUCUUUGAUAAUGUUCAACAUUUUCAUGAUUGGGUGUCCAUUGUUGGUUUUCAGUACCUUCUCUGGUAAGCUUUUGUCCCUUGUUAAAGGAGGGUUGUUCUAUAAAGCAGCGAGACAUUGAAAGAAUGUCUCCAUAAGCUAUUUUGUCCAGGUUUACUUUUCUCCUACCAAGAUUUUAGAGUUAAUUGAAAUGAGAAGUAUAUAACAGAUGUAUUUGUCUCUUUAGAAUUUGUAUCACAGAUAUGGAACAAAGACAAAUCUGCAAAGGGCUUGGCACAAUUUUAAAUCAGAACAGCCUUACCCUUUCAAGACCAAUUGGCAACCUUUAUAUGACAUAGGAAAUGGUCAAUUAUACAUUUGUAACCCUAUUAUAACCAUGUUGUCUGGGCUGUAAUAAGUCUGAUCAAUUGCUAUUUUCUGUCAGUUUGUAUGUAUAGAUGUUUGACUCUUCAUUUGUCUUAAAGAAAGAGUUACAUGGGCAGGAUUUGAGCUGUGCUGUCAUCUAAAUCAACAUAUUACACAAAAUAUUAAAAGCUGAGUGCACCCUGGUUGAUAUGUCGGUAAUAUUUAAAAAUGUAUUUAUUUAGUAUGUUACAGCUUUACAUUUAUCAAUACAAUUUGUAUUUUGUAUUUUUGUUAUCUCUAGUGAAAGAUAAAGACCAUUUAAAUAUUGUAUCUCGUAUGUUGGUAUGUUUUUGAUUUUUUUAUAUAUUUUUUUUAUAAAUACAUGAUUUUAGUAACUAAAAAAGUAAAGCUAGUACUCCUUA
Messenger RNA from Acipenser ruthenus (sterlet), 6218 nucleotides. Its product is annotated as zinc finger MIZ domain-containing protein 1-like. The transcript is spliced from 24 exons. Gene Ontology annotation, biological process: protein sumoylation; regulation of transcription by RNA polymerase II. Gene Ontology annotation, molecular function: SUMO ligase activity; zinc ion binding. Lineage: Eukaryota; Metazoa; Chordata; Actinopteri; Acipenseriformes; Acipenseridae. The coding region runs from base 379 to 3672 and encodes 1097 amino acids. The record is from RefSeq and is a predicted model, not a curated record.